Tricharina praecox is the source of this 1155-nucleotide messenger RNA. RefSeq lists its product as uncharacterized. NCBI's taxonomy places the organism in Eukaryota, Fungi, Ascomycota, Pezizomycetes, Pezizales, Pyronemataceae. The record is from RefSeq and is a predicted model, not a curated record. The transcript has 4 exons. Gene Ontology annotation, molecular function: protein binding. The coding region runs from base 1 to 1155 and encodes 384 amino acids.
AUGAACACCCUCUGCCCACCGGACCACGAGCGUCAACCGGCCACUACUUCCACGAUGGACCCUCUUUCGAUUGCCCCAUCGGUAGCAUGGUUGUUGCAGGUCGGAGCCAAGGUCAUCGGCUUUCUUUCCACCGCGAUCGACGCCCCCAGCACUGCCCGCAACACUCUCGUAGAAAGCAUAGCUCGCAAAUCCAGGAUUGCAAUCGACGACCUGGUUGUCAUCCUGACGGGCUGCGUGUGUAAAUUCUCUGAGCUAGAUAGGGACCUCAAAGGCGUCAAGACGGACUACGCCUACAGCACCAAAUAUCAGUUUCGGCCUUGGGACAGCGUCAAGUGGGCAGCCAAAGAACAGGAUAUCGCCAAAAUACUGCGGAACCUACAGAUGCAUAAGACUUCGCUGAAUCUAUUGCUGUCGGUUUAUGCAUGUGCAUCAACUCAGCAACUGCAACCCGACAUGAAAGAACUGAAGCAGUUCAUGGUGACAGUCAGGGAGGCGGUCCCGGACCUUGUCGAGCGUAUAGCAGCAGCAACUCCUCUUGAGCGUAACGACGAUGCAUUGCUAGGCCUUUCGGCAGCAUCUGGACACGGCUUUUGCAGAGUUCUGGCUGAGACUCGGUCUCAGCUCACCGGUCUGAGCCUGGCCCAGAUAUCGAAUAUAUCCGUCCUCUAUCUUCCGGUAUACAGUUGCGAGCUGAAUAACGGCAGUAUGUAUGACCAGGGGAAAACCGGCGACAGCGGGGCGCAACUACAGAGCAUCACGGGUGGGUUGCUCUCCUUAGGAAGGAUUAAAAAGCCAUGGAAACGCCACCGCAAGAUCACCACCACCACCACGGUUCGGCAUCGCUUGGCCCCAGUUACAGAGCAAGUCAUUACACUACACGAAGCAGCUCGCCAGGGAGAUGACAUCACGGUCAAGGCUCUUCUACAAACGCCAGGUGUCGACGUUGAGUCCCGGGAUGGCGAAGGCUUUACGCCACUGCACAUAGCGGUGUACAUCGGACACGUAGCUACAGUGCAGCUACUUCUCGACCGGAAUGCCGAUGUCGACGCUAGGUUCGACUCCGGCUGGACACUACUUCACUUAGCAGCCCGCUACGGACAUAGACCUACAGUGCAGCUACUGCUCGACCAGAAUGCCGACAUUGAAGUCAAGUAA